Coccidioides immitis RS is the source of this 5658-nucleotide messenger RNA. Its product is annotated as BTB domain and ankyrin repeat protein. The coding region runs from base 331 to 5190 and encodes 1619 amino acids. The transcript has 4 exons. NCBI's taxonomy places the organism in Eukaryota, Fungi, Ascomycota, Eurotiomycetes, Onygenales, Onygenaceae. The record is from RefSeq and is a predicted model, not a curated record. Gene Ontology annotation, molecular function: protein binding.
CUGCCUCUCUCUCCUCCGCUCAACUUAAAUACCGGACAAGGGCUGAUCUCGACCGCAUCGUCAUCCUGCGCCAGCCAACGGAUUCGCAUCGCACCACACUCAAGGAGGAGUCUCUACGCUUGACCACCACUCGCCGAGCCUCGUCCCUCCCCUCUCUCCCCCUUGGUCGCGCCAACACCCUCCCCCCCUUUUUACCCCUCUCUACCGUGAGAAUCCCCGUGCCCCGAACGAGCAUCUUAGAAAACCCGCCGUGAGCCGUGUCACUGCGCGUUUGCUCCGGGGCGGAACAGGGGGAAAUAAUUCCACACCAUCAAAAUCACGGAGCGGCACAUGAGCAGUAAACUGUGGCAGUAUUUCCUCCAGGAUGACGUCGAAGGCUUCAAAGGGCUUCUGGCAAACGCCAGUUACUCGCAGGGAAAUAAGAAUGGAGCAAUCCUCGCCGUCACCUCCUCCAAAUUCAGUAUCAGCCCCGGCGCCGCCUUAGGAUCCUCGCCCAGCCCUGCUUCAUCCAAAAUAAAGCGAUUCCCCGGAUCGUUCGCGACCUCUCCGCUGCAGGAAAGACCGCCCUUCCCGCAAGCUCCCUCGGUCGUCCUCACGCGGGCUGACGUGAAUGCCCGGGACCAACAUGGGCGCACGCUCCUACACCUCGCUGCGUCGUCCCAGAAAGAGUCGGCUUUAGAGUUCGCGCAUGCCCUCCUCGAGGUUCCCUUGCUCGAUAUAUACGCACAGGACGCGGAGAGUGGCUGGACGGCCUUGCAUCGGGCCCUCUAUGCGGGAAAUGCGACGAUUGCACAGGCUCUGAUCGCACGGGAUCUCAAGGACGCUACAAGCUUCCGAGCAUCUAGCGGAGCGCAUCACCUCUCCGGUGGGCUCAUCAAGAUAAAGGAUCGGGAAGGAAACAGCCCAUUCGACCUGUUUGGCUCGACGAUCGUGGCGCGAGACAUAAAUGAGACCUCCGAAGCUGCUUUGCUCUCUGGAGACGACACGUCGACCGCAGAUUCAUCCGCCUUUGAUGACACCGAGAGAAAUGUCUCUCGAGGAAAGUUGAAGCCGCUUGUAAACGUCUUGGGAGACGAGAUUUUCACGUUCGGCAGUAACAAGAAUCUUUCUCUCGGCAUUGGAGACGGAGAUGACCGGCAGUUUCCGGAACGGAUCCAUUUGACUCGUCCCGACCAUCUCCUUUACAGGUUCUAUCACGAGCGUGAGGCUCUGAGGGAAGAGCAGGGUAUGAAAGCGACUGAUGGAAGGAUUGAUGCUGGGUUUGCCGACGAACUGCCCAUGAAGAUCCGCAGUCUGCCGAUGGUUUUCCAAGAUGUUGUAAUGUCCAAGCUGCAUACCGCUAUCCUUACCAAUGACCCAGAAUCGAACCUAUACAUGUGUGGGUUCGGGCCUGGUGGGAGAUUAGGCACAGGCGACGAAGCUACCAGAUUCAAUUUUGUCUGCAUUGAAGGAGGAGGAAUAGCGGGGAAAAAGAUCAUCAACGUCGCCCUGGGCCAGGACCACUCCAUUGCAAUUUCGGACCUGGGAGAAGUAUUCACUUGGGGCAGCAAUAAGUACGGACAGCUUGGCUACAGUCUCCCGCGCACGAACCAAAAGGACGAUUCACCCGUCCAAACUACCCCAAGACAGAUUUUUAACCCGUUCAAGAAGGAAACUAUUAUCGGUGCUGCGGCUUCCGCCAUCCAUUCCGUCGUCUAUACAUCGACCUCCAUCUACACUUUUGGGAAAAAUGAAGGGCAACUUGGCCUGAUAGAUGCUGAUGCGCGUUCGCUCGAGAUGCAAGUGAUCCCGCGAAAGGUUGGCGCAUCACUUUUCAACCAGUCCAUUUUUAUGGUAUCAGCUAUCGAUCGUGCAACAGCAGUUCUUUUAGAGAAUCAUGAAGUGUGGGUUUUCACCCAUUAUGGGUACUCCAAGCUCACUUUCCCUCUCGAUGGUGCCUCUUCUUUCAUUAAGGAUAGCUUCUCGGCCACAAGAUAUGGGCUCUCCGCUAAUUUCGUCACUAAAAUCAGCGGUGGUGGAAAUACAAUCUGUGCCCUGUCGAGUUUUGGAGAGGUGUAUACCGUGAAUGUCAACCGGAAAGCGGACACGCAUUCUGUUUCGUCUUCGACGACGAAUCCGUCUAAGAUCAGAAACUCGCUUCCCCAGCCUUCGCGUGUGUGGUCCCUCAGAAAAUCGCACAUGGCAGUGCGAGACGUCGACGUCGGCCAGGACGGUUCGAUCAUCAUAUGCACCGAGUCUGGCUCGGCGUGGCGGAAAGAACCCCGAAGUCGUUUGAAGGAUACGGGAACCAUUACAUUUGGCGAACGUCAGACCAAGGACUACAAAUUCGUUCGCAUCCCUGGUUUGUCUCGGGUGGUUGCGGUUAGAAGCAAUGCUUUUGGAGCGUAUGCUGCUGCCCAGCGUGGUUACGAUGUGACCAAAACUCAAAUCGUUGUGGAAGAUCGUACAAUUUGGCAUGACAUUUGGCCUCUUUUACCGUUUAAAGAUCUUCUUAGUAGGCACGUUCUUGAGGACAUUAUGGCUCCAGCCAGCAUUACCGGUACACCAAAUGGAAUUGGGCUGGACGCCCAAAGGGUUUUGUUGCCGACUGAACUUGAGGAUGAGUUGAAGGAAACGCUGCAGGUUCAUAAUCCCCUAGAUGGAUUCCCAGCGCUUGUUUGGGUUUCGUCAACUUCCUCGGAUGCUCGAAUCCCGGUCCAUGAAUUCGCACUCGCCGCCAGAAGUCCCGUCCUUAGACAUGCGCUUUCGGAAUUCCGCAAAUCGUAUUACUAUUCAGUUCCUGAUCUCCUUUCAAUUGAGUACGACAGUGAUGGACAAGCUCAUAUCCAACUCCAAAACUUUGACAUCCUGUCCGUCUUUAACCUUGUUUUAUUCAUUUACACCGACCACACGUAUAGCGUCUGGAACCGAAUUAGACACGAUGCGAACAACGCCCCAAGGUACCGCCAAGUACGCCUUGAAGUGAUCAAGCUAGCGACACAGCUUGAUCUAAAGAGCCUCGAAAGGGCUGCAAGGUUGAUGAUACCGCCGAAGCCAUGUUUGAACCUUGACAUGGAGCAUGCAAUUUUAGAACCUACCUUUUUUGACAGUGGGGACGUGAUAAUUGACCUCUACAGUGGAGAAGUCAGAGCUCACGGGCCUAUUCUUUGUCAGCGGUGUCCUUUCUUCGAUGCGUUGUUUAACGGUCGAGCUGGCGGUCGCUGGCUAUCGUCUCGGAAAGAAAGGUUCUCCGACUCUGUUGACGUAAUCCGCGUCGAUCUCAAGCAUAUUGACCCGGGAAUAUUCAAAUUUGUGCUGCGUCACAUAUACGCGGACACCGAUGAUGACCUUUUUGAAGAUGUCCAAACUAACAAUUUGGAUGACUUUAUUGAUAUCAUCAUUGAUGUUAUGUUCGUUGCGAAUGAACUUAUGAUUGAUAGGUUGGCGCAUGUCUGUCAAAAGUUGCUAGGAAGUUUUGUUGAUAUACGGAAUGUGGUUCCUUACUUGAAUGCGGUCGCUCCUUGUUCCGUCCCCGCUUUCAAACGAGCUGCACUCGAGUAUAUUUGUCUCAAUCUCGAGGUUAUUCUUGAAAACAGGCUUCUUGACAGGCUGGAUCCCGACUUGUUUGAUGAGCUCAAUGAAACCUGUCGUCAAAACCAGAUGACCUGCCAGCCAAUCUCAAGAUGGAGGAAUACCGAAGAGUAUGUAAUAGAGAAGUAUCCGGAGAUAGUAUCGCGACUUGAACAGGAUAAGCAGCGUCGAAUCGAUUCUAUGAGGUUGCGCUCUCACUUAUAUGAAGAUGAAGAACGGGAGGAGAAAUUCAAAGUUGGAAGCACUGAGAAUCAUGGUUGCCUCUCACCUUCCGCGAAAAAGAAAUCGUCUCUUCAAAAUUUGAAUUCAAAAUCGUCCAUGGAGAGCCCCCUUCUUAAAUCAAAGCCAUCCGCCGGGGAUUUGAUAUUUCCUAUGGAUGACGAGGGGGUCCUCCCUUCCAGUGCUAUCCCUGCGGCUCACUAUACUCCGAACUAUAAACUCGAUACCGAUAGCCUAAAAUCCGCUAGCCAUGCCUUGUCAAGAGUAGCCGCAUCGGAUAGCGCUAAAUCUCCCUCCGUCAACGCUACUUCUCGAGUUGAGGGGCAUGCAACACCAGCUGUUAUAACGUAUGAGCCGAGCUCAGAUAAGAAUCACAGACCUGCCGGCGCCCCAUGGGGACCCUUCACAGCUACUCCAAGAGCGGGCUUAAAAGAUAUCAUGGCUGAAGCUGCAGGGUUCUCGAGUGCAUCAUUGUCGCAUUAUAUUAACUCGCGUCGCGAAACAGAUGCACCCCGACCUGCUCCCUCUAAGCUCUCACAAAAGGAACGAAAGAAAAUGAAACAGCAGCAGAUGCAGGAAGCUUCCACUGAAGCAGAGCCGUCCAAAACCGAAUCACCAUCGCCAUGGCAAAUUCCUCGGAGGAAGCUUCAAAGUCCUUUUACUGCAGAUAGAGAACAAGAGGAUCUGCCUUCGGUACCACGGCGAACGAGUAGCAAGGCCCCCUUAACUCUCCGCCAGACCGUCGCUGGAACACCGCCUCCUCCAUCAAAUGAUGAACCUGAGUCAUCGUCAUCCCCCAGCCUUAAACCCGGUACCAACCAACAUAAACCGGGAACGAAUACGAACACGGUACCCUCAACGACACCUAAAUUUUCUGCUUCACCCCCACUCCCCCUUGCCGCGAUUCUCGAACAGCAGCAGUUCGAGAAAGAUAUCAUUCGCGAAGCUGUAACAGCAAAACAUAACCUUCACGACAUCCAGAUCGAACAGGAGUUCCAGGAAUGGUGGGAUGCUGAGAGUAAGCGUGUGAUGGAGGAAGAAGCCGCUGCUAUCGCUGCAGCUGCAGCUGCUUCUGCUUCCACUAGUCGAACUAGGGGUAGCGGAAGAGGGAGGAGUAAAGGCAGAGCAGCAGGAGGAGCAGGCGGUGGUGGUAGUGGUGGUCGCGGACGUGGCCGCGAUUCCCGAACUGCGGAUAAAAAUAACACCGAACGGGCGACUUCUGCCCCCUCCGAGCCUCCUCCUGGCGCUGCUGGUGGCGAGCAUGCACGGUCUGGCCACCGUCAGCAGCGAAACGGGCGGACUAAUGAUCGUGGCAGGGGAAGUGGUCCGACCCGCUCUGGUGGCGCUGGUGGUCGUGGUUCUGGCCGUGGAAGAGGGAAAGCUUCACAAGCGCAGCAGUAGAGACUGGAAGGGGAAAAAAAGUUAAUUGCCGCCUUGGCUGCUUAUGAGAUGAGUCUUAUAAACAAAAAGCUAUCCGUUGCGGGGCAAAUUCUUUUGUACUAAUGCAUGGUGUUGAUAAUAUACUCCGUACGGAGUACCCCAUUCUCAUUUGCAAUACUGCUUCUGUAAAUACGUGUAUAGCUAUGUAUGUCUAUAGGUGUUGAAAGGGAGUUUCUUGAGGUGCUUGAUGAUAUUGACUUUGGGCACCUGUGUGGGGUUGAGGCUCGAGUACAAGUUUAAGGUGUAUUGUCGACGCCAUACAGUACUUACACAUGUAUCAUACAAACACUUCCACGAUUCUUCACAUAUUUCAGAGCUGAUCAGGAUGCGGCCCUUUGGGCUGCUCAAUGUUGAUUAAAAGGAAAAGAGGCUUGAAAGAGCAUGAGAGCGCUGGUAUAGCCCAUAUACAUAAUGCGCUCUGGAGCCAAA